AUGAAACUCGACCCGGCCGUCAUCAAGCUGCUUAACCUCGAUCCUGAAAACACGAGUGUAUCUUCAGCCGGCGGAGGAGGAUGCAGCUCCGCAUCUACUUCUAAGAUAACGUCGAAGCUUAGCGAUGGGACGGAGAAGUGCUUUUUCAUGAAGACUGGCAGGGGAGAGGAUGCGGAGAUCAUGUUCGAAGGCGAACACGCCUCCCUCAACGCCCUCCACAACGCCGUCCCCUCGCUCUGUCCGCAGUCCUUCGGCCACGGCCACUUCACCUCCCAGCCUUCCACUUCAUUUCUCGUAACCGACUUCCUGAACCUCACAUCGCGCUCCGCCUCGAAAUCUUCUGCGCCCUCCCUAGCCUCCAAGCUCGCGAAACUACAUACGACGCCUGCGCCAGUACCAGACGGGUACGAUAAGCCGAUGUUUGGAUUCCCGGUCACAACAUGCUGCGGGGAUACACCACAGGAUAAUAGUUUCAAGAGUUCCUGGGCGGACUUCUACGCGAAUAAUCGGCUGCGAUUCAUUCUGCGACGAGCGGAAAAGUCGAAUGGGUCAGAUAAGGAACUACAUGCCCUUGUCGAGACGACGGCAUCCAAAGUCGUGCCGCGACUAAUUGGCGACGACCACCUCAACAACGGGAAAAGGGUCACACCGGUAGUCGUGCACGGCGAUCUUUGGAGCGGCAAUGCGGGUGUCGGCGUCAUCGGAGCGAAAGGCGGAGACGCGGAGGAGGUGGUAUACGAUCCGAGCGCGUGCUAUGCACAUAGCGAGUUCGAGCUGGGCAUAAUGAAGAUGUUCGGCGGUUUCGGUGGCAGCUUUCUUAAAGAGUACCACCAGCUGUGUCCGAAGACGGAGCCGGUCGAGGAGUAUGAGGAUCGCGUAGAGCUGUACGAACUGUAUCACCAUAUGAACCACUACGCGCUGUUUGGGGGUGGCUAUCGGUCUGGUGCGAUCAGUAUCAUGAAGAGCUUGGUCAGGAAGUAUGGCGAGUAG
Messenger RNA from Trematosphaeria pertusa, 990 nucleotides. RefSeq names its product Ketosamine-3-kinase. Lineage: Eukaryota; Fungi; Ascomycota; Dothideomycetes; Pleosporales; Trematosphaeriaceae. The record is from RefSeq and is a predicted model, not a curated record. The transcript has 2 exons. Bases 1 to 990 code for a protein of 329 amino acids.